AUGCAGCUCCCACUAGAGACUUCGUCGGAGCUUUUAAGGUGGCGCAUUCACGGACUGGGUUGCCUUGGUUUGAUUGCUGAAGUUAAGAAGGCUUCGCCUACCAGAGGAAUUCUCAGAGAGGAUUUUGAUCCGGUUGAGAUUGCUAGGGCAUAUCAGAAGGGUGGAGCCGCAUGCCUUAGUGUUUUGACUGAUGAAAAGUAUUUUAAGGGAAGCUUUGAAAAUUUGGAGGCAAUAAGGAGUGCCGGAGUAAAGUGCCCUCUACUUUGCAAAGAAUUUGUGAUUGAUGCAUGGCAGAUAUAUUAUGCUCGAAUUAAGGGAGCAGAUGGAAUACGUUUAAUUGCUGCUGUUUUGCCUGAUCUUGACAUCAGAUACAUGGUUAAAAUCUGCAAGAUGCUUGGUUCGGCAGCGCUUGUAGAGGUUAGACCAGGAGCUUUCAUUGUUAUUAUUAUUGAUCUCGUACUUUUUAAUUAG
Messenger RNA from Theobroma cacao (cacao), 471 nucleotides. The record is from RefSeq and is a predicted model, not a curated record. Lineage: Eukaryota; Viridiplantae; Streptophyta; Magnoliopsida; Malvales; Malvaceae.